Phalaenopsis equestris is the source of this 1224-nucleotide messenger RNA. RefSeq names its product extensin-2-like. Gene Ontology annotation, biological process: plant-type cell wall organization. Lineage: Eukaryota; Viridiplantae; Streptophyta; Magnoliopsida; Asparagales; Orchidaceae. The record is from RefSeq and is a predicted model, not a curated record. Gene Ontology annotation, molecular function: structural constituent of cell wall.
UACGGCGGGGCCUUUUACGGGGUCGCCUUUGGCCGUCCCUCGCAAUGGCCUUCUCCCUCUUAAUGGCUUCGAGUAAUGCCAUUGUUUCGGCUACCGACGAAGAACCAAACAUCUAUGCAUCACCUCCUCCACCAUCCCCUCCAUCUUAUUACUACAAAUCUCCCCCGCCACCCUCCCCCUCACCACCGCUACUAUUACUACAAGUCUCCGCCACCGCCUUCGCCAUCUCCACCGCCACCAUAUUACUACAACUCUCCGCCGCCGCCUUCGCCAUCUCCGCCACCACCAUACUACUACAAAUCUCCUCCCCCACCCUCGCCCUCGCCUCCACCUCCCUAUUAUUACAAGUCUCCUCCUCCCCCAUCUCCUUCUCCGCCUCCUCCAUACUAUUACAAAUCCCCUCCUCCACCUUCUCCUUCACCACCACCUCCUUACUACUAUAAAUCUCCACCUCCACCAUCGCCCUCUCCUCCUCCUCCAUACUACUACAACUCUCCUCCUCCACCAUCACCAUCACCUCCUCCUCCAUACUACUAUAAAUCUCCUCCACCACCAUCACCGUCUCUACCACCUCCAUACUACUACAGAUCACCUCCGCCGCCAUCUCCGUCACCGCCACCUCCAUACUAUUACAAAUCUCCACCUCCUCCAUCUCCUUCACCUCCUCCGCCCUAUUACUACAAAUCACCUCCGCCGCCAAUAAAAUCUCCACCCCCACCAUACUACUACAUCUCUCCUCCACCUCCGGAAAAAUCACCACCGCCAUAUUAUUACAUAUCUCCACCACCGCCAACACAUCACUACCCUCCUUUGAUUAAAGUGGUCGGACAUGUCUACUGCUUUAAGUGUUACAAUUGGAAACACCCAUUUGAUUCCAGCCACAGGAAGCUUUUCAAAGGAGCCGUGGUCAAGGCAACAUGCAAGGCCGGCGAGAAGGAGUACAUCGGUUAUGGAAAGACCAAGGCAUAUGGCAAGUAUAGCAUCAACAUAGAGGGAUAUCCUUACGGGAAAUAUGGAGCCGAGGGAUGCAAGGUUAAGCUCCAUGCAGCUCCUAAAGGCUCCAUUUGCAACAUCCCCACUAAGAUCAAUAAGGGAUCACCUCUAAAGGUUGAGCACAAAUCCGAUCAUGAGAUCAUCCUCAGGGCUAAAUCUCUUGUUUUUGCUCCAUCCCCACACAAGUAUUAUGAGGAAUGCAAGAAGUCCUACCACCACUCACCACCACCA